AUGGAGGAACAAAAGAAGAAACGGCAGGCCACUCGCGGUUCUCAAGCUGUCGCCACUGCCCUCGCCGCAACCACCGCCACUUCGUCCAACGGUUCCUCUCAGCAACAGCCUGCAUAUUUUCAGCCGUCCGACAGGGGGCGUGGUCGGAACCGCGGCGGACGUGGCCGCGGCCGCGGUAGGUCCUUCUUGGGUCGUGGUGGAAACCGGUCUUCCCAAAACGGUAAAGCGGAACGCAAAAUCCGCACCAUUAAUAACAUGGCUCCACGAGCAUGGUACCAGCGGUUCACCGAUUUUGUCACUUUACAAGGGUUUCGUCAAAGCAAAUCUGACAACUCUCUUUUCAUUUAUCAUCAUGGGCAUGAAAUCGCUUAUCUUCUCAUUUAUGUGGAUGACAUUAUUCUUACCACGUCCUCCGAGGAUCUUCGUAUACGCUUGCUUCACAAGUUGUCCAGUGAAUUUGCUAUGAAAAACUUGGGGCCACUUUCUUAUUUCUUGGGUAUACAGGUAACUCGGGAAGGUGAUACUAUGUUUUUAUCUCAGCAGGCUUAUGUUCGUGACAUUCUCCAUCGGGCAUCUAUGGACUCCUGCAAAUCGGUUGCUACUCCUGUUGAUACGCAGUCAAAGCUAUCUGCUGACCACGGCCCCCUUCAUGAUGAUCCUUCGACAUUUCGCAGUCUUGCUGGUGCGUUACAGUACUUGAAUUUUACUCGACCAGACAUAUCUUAUGCUGUUCAGCAGAUUUGCAUGCAUAUGCACGCACCUCGGACUGAUCACUGGAACGCCUUGAAACGCAUCCUUCGAUAUCUUCAGGGCACGACUGAUUUUCGUCUUCAUCUUGGACCUACUUCCAGUAUACGGUUGAUUGCUUACACUGACGCGGACUGGGCUAGAUGCCCUGAUACUCGCCGGUCUACGUCCGGAUACUGUGUUUAUUUCGGUGAUAAUCUUAUUUCCUGGUCUUCCAAGCGUCAGUCCACUAUUUCUCGCUCCAGUGCGGAAGCGGAAUAUCGAGGUGUGGCUAAUGUGGUUGCGGAUAUUUGUUGGUUGCGUAAUCUUCUUCUCGAGCUUCAUCAUCCUCUUUCACGGGCUACAUUGGUGUACUGUGAUAAUGUCAGUGAAGUCUAUCUCUCCGGUAAUCCGGUACAACAUCAGGGCACUAAGCACAUUGAGCUCGACAUUCACUUUGUUCAUGAACAGGUUCAACGCGGUCACAUUCGUGUCUUACAUGUUCCUUCUCGUCAUCAGAUUGCCGAUAUUUUUACCAAGGGGCUCCCGUGUGUUUUAUUCGAUGACUUUCGUUCCAGUCUCAACAUCGGUCCUGCCGAUGCUUCAACUGCGGGGGUGUAA
Molecule: messenger RNA, 1347 nt
Organism: Helianthus annuus (common sunflower)
Lineage: Eukaryota; Viridiplantae; Streptophyta; Magnoliopsida; Asterales; Asteraceae
Exons: 3
Coding region: 1-1347 (448 amino acids)
Source: RefSeq, a predicted model, not a curated record